GCGCCCAUCAACAAAUCCUCAGUAACAACCUGCCUCGCGCUCGCUCUGUCCAAAGCUUGAUAUCUCUAUAUCUAGUUUACUUCUCUGGGCCUGUAUAUGCGGGUGACCCAGCUAUCAAAGCCACACCGAAUAACGCCCGGAAACCCUCUUCGACCAUCCUACCCGACCGCCAUGGCCGUAACACGCACUCCUAUCAGCCGCCGGCGCUCUUUUCUGGUCUUAACCCUGGUCGCAAUCAUUCUACUGUUCAUAUAUGCACGGCCGGAAGCGUGGGUCAAGCGAGUCCUACCCCACUGCCCGGUCGCGCAUUCGCCGCCGCAAACGGAAGCGAAAAGCGGGUUACUUUCGUCAAGCCUUGGUACAACAUUCCCGCCGGGGCAGUCCCGCUUUGGGACAUGUAUCCCGCUCUCCAAGCUCACACAGCAUCCAUCGUACAUGUUCAAUUACACCGAGUCACAGAAGGCAAAGAUUGCAACCACGCAGGCGGCGACCCAGCGGAUCCUGUUCAUGGUGGUAACCGGGUCGGCAUACCGUGACACGCCAAAUCUCGUGUUCAUAAGCGACGUUCAUGACCCAGAAUAUCGGACGAUCGGGCUCAAGUACGAUGGGCCUCUACAACCUCAAGGGAAGCCGGCAGGGUAUCCAGACGCAUGGAUCGCUGCGCAGAAAAGGUGGUUCUUGGGAUUUCAAUACAUCAUCGAAUGCUAUUUGGAUGCAAUCGAUUAUGUGAUGGUCGCAGACGAUGACACCUUUCUGCAGGUGGAACGAGCGACCGAAAUAGCUGCCAUGUUCAAGCCCACGGCAGAUAUUGGAGUAGGAUACGUGUGGCGCAAUCAGUGGCCAUGGUUUCUUUCCGGAGGUGCUGGGUACUUGCUAUCAAGCACGUUGCUGCAGAAACUCUACGGACCCGUUCUGGAUUAUUGCUUGGAUCAGCAAGUCAGUGAUGUCGCCUUGGGCGAGGCACUUGUAAACAAGCUCAAAGUAUGGCCCAUAGAACAUCCCAGCUUUUUCUGGCACAACUACCAGUACUUUACCGAAGGUCAAGGAGUGGCUGAAGCGGCGAUGCGCGAUAUGGAGACGCCUGUAUCCUUUCAUUACGUCCCGGAGGAAUCAAUGGCUGUCCUUGAAGAGAAGUUCUACAAAUAGCUGUUACGCUUUCACGUACCUCGCAUGCAUGCAUGCGUGCAAGACGUUGUAUAGUGCGAUUUUGUAAAACCCGUAGUGAGAGGUUGGCCAAAUAAAGAGGACUAUAUAAACUUUCUACCCGGCAG
Messenger RNA from Fimicolochytrium jonesii, 1271 nucleotides. RefSeq lists its product as uncharacterized. Gene Ontology annotation, cellular component: membrane. The transcript has 2 exons. The record is from RefSeq and is a predicted model, not a curated record. Lineage: Eukaryota; Fungi; Chytridiomycota; Chytridiomycetes; Spizellomycetales; Powellomycetaceae. Gene Ontology annotation, molecular function: glycosyltransferase activity. Bases 97 to 1146 code for a protein of 349 amino acids.